Molecule: messenger RNA, 1898 nt
Organism: Cyprinodon variegatus (sheepshead minnow)
Lineage: Eukaryota; Metazoa; Chordata; Actinopteri; Cyprinodontiformes; Cyprinodontidae
Gene: wdr82
Product: WD repeat domain 82
Exons: 9
Coding region: 955-1800 (281 amino acids)
Cellular component (GO): Set1C/COMPASS complex
Molecular function (GO): chromatin binding; protein binding
Source: RefSeq, a predicted model, not a curated record
GUUGGGCGAUUAAGAACGAAAAAUGAAAUGUAUGAGCCCGUAAAUUCAAGUAUUUCUUUUCAAAUAUAUAUAUUCAAAUAGUUAUUCAGGUUUUACAUUUUAUUUCAUUUUUUUUAAAAGAGUAUUAUAGCUCUGUGUAUUUUGCUAGUAAGUUAGCUUAAUGGAGAAAAUGCGCUUUAAUUUAAGCUAACAUGGUUGAAGAUUUGACUAUAUGACAUAAGAAGUUAAAUGAGUUUCGGAGCUCGUUAAUACUCAAUCUUUAGCCUUUGGGUUAACUGCCGCCAUUUCUUUUUUUAGUACAUAGGGACCAACUGCCCAGUGCAAGAUGUUUGGCGUGUAUUAUUAUAAUAAGCAGCUUUAAAGUGGGUAUAGAUCAACUUUAACGUGUCUAAAUUCACUCAGAUUAAAUUUUAAAUACCAAGAUGCUCUAGUAGAUGGGUUAAAGAUUUGAAAAUUUUACAGUUACGUUUUCUCUGGUAGAUAAAAACCAUUGAUGUUUGUAUUCUGGAAAUGGAGGGAAAAUAAUGGGGUUAAUUAAGUAUUUAAAGACAGUAAUACAACAGGACUGGCAUCCAUAACUAUUCAGAACAGCUUGUUGGUUUAAUUACAGAACUUAUCCAACAAACGGCAUCAGGGAUGGUUCUGGAAAAGCAGAAUGCAAUCUUAGUUUAAAAAUCAAUACCUAAGCUUUGAACUUGUAUUGGAAAAGAGGAAUAGCAUGAUACUGCUACUUCUGCUUUCCAUAUAAUUCUACCAAGAAAAGCCUUUUUAACUUUAACUGAUAAACUGGAGUCUUUUAUGGAAAUACAGCUGUUAAACCUAACCCCAAACUGGAGGAGCUAAAAAGAUUCACAGUUCAAAGUGGGGGAAAACACACUGAGAGGGUGAUGCAGGUCGAUAAAACCAAAAUAAACUUUUGGCCAAGCAGACAUCCGUUCAGUAAAGUAAUGUUACAUGGUGGUGAGAGCAUGGUGCUGUGUGGAUGCUUUCCUCCAGCAGGCAUGGGAAACCCGAUUUAGACCCAAAAGAACUCUCUACAGUAAAAAGUAUGGGGUGGAUCUGAUCAGGUACACACAUGCUGCAAACACAGUGGUCUACAGUUCCAAUAAAAUUGAUGACACUAUACGGUAUUUGUCUCUUCAUGACAACAAGUAUAUCCGAUACUUUCCUGGACAUAACAAAAGAGUGACUUCUUUGUCGAUGUCUCCUGUGGAUGACACGUUUAUUUCCGGCUCAUUAGACAAAACUAUCAGGCUGUGGGAUCUGCGUUCGCCAAACUGCCAGGGGUUGAUGCACCUUCAGGGGAAGCCAGUGUGCUCGUUUGACCCAGAGGGCCUAAUUUUUGCAGCUGGAAUAAAUUCAGAGAUGGUUAAACUUUAUGAUCUGAGAUCAUUUGAUAAGGGUCCCUUUGCAACUUUUAAGCUUCAGUACGAUCGGACAUGUGAGUGGACGGGACUCAAGUUUAGCAACGAUGGUAAACUCAUCCUUCUUUCAACUAACGGCGGCGCCCUUCGCAUCCUGGAUGCUUUUAAAGGAGCUGUGCUGCAUUCUUUUGGGGGGUAUAACAACAGUAAAGGUGUAACCCUAGAGGCUUCCUUUACUCCAGACUCUCAGUUUGUAAUGAUCGGCUCAGAGGAUGGAAAGAUCCACGUGUGGAACGCAGAGAGUGGGAUGAAGGUGGCCUUAUUAGACGGGAAGCACACCGGCCCAAUUACCUGUCUGCAGUUCAAUCCAAAGUUCAUGACGUUUGCCAGUGCCUGCUCCAACAUGGCUUUCUGGCUGCCGACCAUCGAUGACUAAGGACAAAACUGAAGAAUGUGUCGCAGGAGCCAAUGGCCAGCAGGGGGCGUUGUAAAAAGAAAAUUUAUAUUCAAGUUGUAAAUAAUCAGUUGUAGGAA